Amphimedon queenslandica is the source of this 2186-nucleotide messenger RNA. RefSeq lists its product as uncharacterized. The transcript is spliced from 4 exons. Bases 174 to 2018 code for a protein of 614 amino acids. The record is from RefSeq and is a predicted model, not a curated record. NCBI's taxonomy places the organism in Eukaryota, Metazoa, Porifera, Demospongiae, Haplosclerida, Niphatidae.
UAGUCUAAACUUGUGUUGGAAAAAAAUGACAUCACAAUGCCCACGUGUUUUCAGCGCGUGAUAAUCAUGUGAAGGUUGCCAGGCAACGCUUUACUGACCACGUGUACAGGCGUGCUUCUUGCUGUAUUUCAGUCUCCUUUCUGUCAGGCUACUUUCUGUCUUGAAAAGUCAUCAUGGACUGCCUCUGUUGUGGAAGUGUUGUCCUUCCUGGUAGUAGGACAUUUUUAAGAAAGAAGUAUGACGAAAGAAAAGAAAUAAUGACUGCUCUGGAGACCAAAUAUGCCAUAUCUCACAGUGGCCUUGAAGACCUAGAAAAAAUGUUGAUAAAUGGAGUUGUCUGCAGAGGAAAGUGUUCAGGAUUGCUGGCUAAAUAUGUGACAUUGAAGAAAGAUUAUUUUUUCACUGAAAGGAAAAUUAUUGACAUUUUUGGAGAUCUUGUGGUUAAAAAUGGAUUUGGAUCAGUUAUUGGUGAUGGUAUUGCAGAUGAUGCCACUCAUAGUUUUGUUACUAGUCAUGGCACUCCUAGUAGGAGUACCACUGCAUCUCCCGCUCGCAUUGCACGGAAGCAGUUGCAAUACACACCUAAAGAACAAAGUACCAAGACUGUAGGAGUAUUGACUAUUCAUAAAGGCAAGCGUCGAUUUUCUUGUUUGCCGCCUUCUCUGAGAGGUGUUGGCCAAUCUGUUGGAAGAAAGAGUAGAAUAGCUAUCGUUAAUAAAGUACUGAAAGAUAAUAGAAUGAAGGCAAUGACAAUCAGGAAAGUUGGUCAGUUGAUACGAAAGGAUCUUAAACUAUUAUGUAAACAGAAUUCAUCCUUUUGUGAUAAAAGAAUAAGUGAAAUUGAGCAAUUUGAUUGGGCUAGAGUUACUUCAUGUGUGAGGAAUACCGCUCCACUCCUUUUUACUAUUCUUGACGAAGCACUGAAUGAAUCUGGAUUAGAGAAAGAGAUAGCUAUAGAUAUGUGCACUUCUAUAAUGUUGAAGACUCAUAGUGAGAGGGCAAGUUUAGUACAACGUUUGAUUUCAGUAUUGCUUUUUAGCAGUCAUGCCCCUAAGCAGUUGUUUCAACGAUUACACAAGAUCGGAAUUUGUGUGUCUCACAAAAGCACUAUUCGGUUAAUAGAUGAAAUGUCUGAAGAUUUUGAUGGUCCUGUAAAGGAAUGGCGUAGCAAAGUAUCAGAUUACCUAUGGCCUGAGAGUGUAGUGAACAGUUUUGACACUAAUAUUGCCAGCAAUGAUGAAGCAGUGCCUGAGGAUACUGAGGUACAUGUACAUGCAUCUAAUAUCUCCAUCACCCCUGUAGAUGUUGAUGACACCUCACGACCAUCCCUCUCUCAACAACCUUUCGAAAGCACAUCUGUGCCACUGUCACCAGUAUUAAGCACAACUAACAAUUCUCUGAAUACUGUUUCGUGUUACUCUGAAGAGCCACAGACAUCCAAUAUUACCAUCACUGCUGACCUAUCUAUUGAUUUUGAAGGCCAACCUGUACUACUGUCUUCACCUCAUUGCUCUGAUAACUCCUCUUCAACUGCUUCUGUUGCUCACGCUUCCUCUUAUACUAUAUCCCCACCAAGCUACUCUGAAAAAUCAUCUUCAGACACCUGUACCUCAGAAGAGAACAUGGAAUGUAAUACUCCUCGGCCAUGUCACCGCUCUUUCAAACUUGUUGGAGACAAUUUGGAUAAAUAUGUCAAGCCGCGCCAUGAAACCAUGGAAAGGCAUUCAUCUUCACUACAUUACUUUCAUUCUUUUGCCGUCUUAGAUCGAUGCGAUACAUCACAUCUUGCUGACAAUCCCUCUCUUUGUGAUGCUAGUACUACAUGUACAUCCCUCUCCAAAUCUAUUCUGCCUACUGAAAGUGAUCGUAGCAGCCUGCUGGAUAACUAUGCUAUACUGUUUGCUCGAGUAAUACAGAGACAUAUACCAUUUUUCAAGAAAAAUUGCCCUAAAGUCGUUCGACAUAUUGACCAUUCCUAUACAUCUGAAAUGUCAACAAAAUCAGUUGUGGUUAGUUAGAUUGUUUAUAGCAUUGUUUAAAUUCUUUUAACAGGUUCCUUUAGGAGUAUUAUUUAAAAAUGAAGUCUCACAUGAAGACAUGAUUGCCAUAAUGACACAUCUACAGCAAUAUGUUCCAUCACAUACCACAGAAGACCAACUGCUCAAUCCAUUGACAAAUGAACAUUU